GACAAACGUGCCGAACUAGUUCCGAUAAGUCAUGUACUACUGUUGUACGGGCCAUUUGGCCUUGGAGAUAUCGACCUUUGCAUCCACCGGAGCACAUGCUACCCAGCUUACCUCGUUCCGUGGGCCCUUCGCUGUCAGAUUGUGCAGUGGAGCUCCGUGGAAAUCCCUCCCUCUGCAGCUUCUCUGUGCUCCUUGAACAUUAAUGGUGGACAGAUAUUGUUUAAGAAUCAUAUGUUAGCUCAAAGCCAGUAACUACAUUUACCAAUAACUUCUCACAUCGUCUAAACGCAGUUCUAAAAUCAACAAAGUCUUGUUGUACUUGGAUAACGCCAUGUCUGCUAUAAACAGUGCUGCCGUCAAGACGGUAAAACCACUCACCAAGAGCGUAGUGACCACUGCACAAGAAAUUGUUGUCGAUCCAAACAACGACUUCUACACUAGCCUAGCCCCUGCAGACAAGAUCCCGUACAAGAUCAAAGAGGAGCCUCUUCGCAAGCCCAGGAAGAUAAAGGUUAUUGCUAUUGGUGCGGGUGCCAGCGCAUUGAACUUUGGGCACGAAGUUAACAAGAGCAACCUCGACAUCGAUUACGUUUGCUACGAUAAGAAUCCCGUCAUCGGCGGGACGUGGUAUGAGAAUCGUUAUCCAGGAUGCGCCUGUGACAUCCCUUCAGUUUGCUACCAGUUCUCCUGGGCUCCUUCCCCAGAAUGGACCACAUUCUAUUCCGGAGCUCGCGAGAUCCACCAGUACUUUUUGAAGGUUGCGAAAGACUUCGACCUGCUCAAGUAUUGCCGUGUCAACCACCUAGUCACGGGAUGCUUCUGGCAGGAAGAGUCUCAGACUUGGCGUGUGCGGGUGCAAAGAGUGGACAAGCCGGAUGAAGUCUUUGAAGACGAGUGCAACGUCCUUUUGAACGCCACGGGUGUCCUGAACAAGUGGAAAUGGCCGGAGAUCGAGGGACGGGAAACAUUCAAGGGCCCCAUGAUGCACAGCGCUAACUGGGACGAGAGCGUAGACUUCAAAAAUAAGACAAUUGCUGUCAUUGGUGCAGGAUCUUCUGGAAUCCAAAUCAUUCCAGCUCUCCAGCCCAUCGUUAAGAAUCUUAAGGCUUUCAUCAGAAGUACUACUUGGAUCACGGCAGGCUUUGGACAGAGAUUUGCCGGACCGAAAGGCACCAACUUCAAAUACAACGAGGAGCAGAGGGAGAUUAUGAAGAAUAACCCGGAGCGAUACCUGAUGUACCGAAAAAACAUCGAAUCAGAACUCAACGGAAGGUUCAGGCUCAUCUUGAACGGCACAGAGGAACAGAAAGAAGCCCGAGAGUUUGCCGAAAAGGAGAUGAGGAGGAAGUCCGCUAAGAAGCCAGAGAUUGCAGAGCACCUUAUUCCCAAGAGCUACGAUAUUGGCUGUAGACGGCCGACUCCCGGAAAUGGCUUCAUUGAAGCCCUCUGCGAGGAUAACGUCGAUUUCAUCAGUGGCGAGAUCAAGAGAAUUACCGCAGACGGAAUCGUAUCUGAGGAUGGCACGGCGCACGAGGUCGACAUCAUCGUCUGUGCUACCGGAUUUGACGUCACAUGGAAGCCGCGAUAUCCCACAAUAGGCCGUGGCGGACGCAACCUAAGCGAUGAAUGGAAGGAGGCUUCGAGCACUUAUCUAUCGAUAUCUGUCCCACAUUUUCCAAACUACCUCAUCUUCAAUGGACCUUUUGGCGUCUACGGUCAUGGAAGCAUCCUCCCAGUCAUGGAGCUGCUCGGCAAGCACUUUAUGCAGAUCAUCGAGAAGAUGUCUGACGAGUGGAUCACGGCCUUUGAGCCGACUGAAGAGGCUGUGGCCGACUUUGCCGAGCAUCGCCGGGACUUCCUGCCAAGAACUGCCUGGAGCGGAUCGUGCAACUCGUGGUUCAAGCAGGGCAGUGUCAAGGGAGAGGUCAUGAUGUGGCCUGGCUCCCGAAUCCACUUUUUCGAUGCAAUGAGGACCCCGAGAUGGGAGGACUACCGCCUGACCCGAGCCAACAGGAACAGGUUCUAUUACUUUGGUAACGGAUUUACUGAGCGCGAGUUUGAUGGGCACGACCUAAGCUGGUAUCUCGGGCUGCUGAACGGUGUAGAUAAGCAGCCGCAGUAUAAGGACGAAGACAUUAAAGAGUUCCUACAUUUGUAAAAUGGCCAAUCCAGCGGAGCUAAGUAGGGAUGAGUCAUGACCGUUUAGAAGCAAUAUAUACCACUUUCUACUCAAAAUACAC
This is a messenger RNA of Talaromyces proteolyticus, 2240 nucleotides long. Its product is annotated as flavin-binding monooxygenase. Gene Ontology annotation, molecular function: flavin adenine dinucleotide binding; NADP binding; N,N-dimethylaniline monooxygenase activity. The transcript is spliced from 7 exons. The record is from RefSeq and is a predicted model, not a curated record. Lineage: Eukaryota; Fungi; Ascomycota; Eurotiomycetes; Eurotiales; Trichocomaceae. The coding region runs from base 332 to 2158 and encodes 608 amino acids.